UAUUACUCAAUCUAUUCCAUUAAUGAGGUCUUCAGAGUUUUGGGAUCAUAAUAUCGAAUUACAAUUCAAAAAAUGGCUUACAGAAUAUUAUGAUUGGCUCAAAAACUCAGAACAUGGUCGUAUAGAACAUAAUGCAAAAAAUAAUCAUGGUUCAUUUUAUGAUGUUCAAGCAAUUUAUAUUCUCGAAUAUAUUGAUCAAAUAAACGAAGCGAAGGACUUUGCUCAGAAGGCAAUAAUAAAUAGAGUUAAUACAGGUAUACUUGCUAAUGGACGACAACCCCAUGAAACUGAUCGUCCCACAAGUUGGUUUUAUUCGAUAUUUAAUCUGCAUGCAUUGUUCUUGCUGGCUGAAAGAGCUACGUAUUUAGGAUUUGAUGGAUGGAACUAUAAAGGAGAAAAUAAUCAAAGCAUAAAAACCGCC
Molecule: messenger RNA, 421 nt
Organism: Dentiscutata erythropus
Lineage: Eukaryota; Fungi; Glomeromycota; Glomeromycetes; Diversisporales; Gigasporaceae
Source: the annotation of a GenBank genome assembly